UGCGUUUCCAUCUCAUCUGAGUUGAAGUUGAAGACUUGAAGGUUUGGAUUGGGUCUCAAACAAAUGAUAAUGGGUUGAUAUGUGAAUGGGCAUGGCUCUCUUGCGUCGAGUGAUUCCGUCUUUAAUUUCUAUAUCCACCAACAAUCCCACCCGUACCAUACAUCUUCACGUUCCUCAAUUAACAUUGGGUGAAACAAAUAGCAAUUCUAAAGUCAACAUGUUAUGUGAUUCAUUGAGAAGAGGCUUGAAUUGGGAUGCAUUGAAUCAAAGAUUUGGCUCACUUGAGUUGACUGAAUCAUUUGUUGGUAGGGUUUUGCUAGAAUUGAAGAAACCGAUAGAUGCAAAACAGGCUUUGGGGUUUUUUCACUGGUCAGCUCAGUGCAAGAAUUUGGAACAUGGGGUUGCCUCUUAUUGCAUCACAAUCCAUAUUCUUGUUGGAGCUCACCUGCUCAUGGAUGCUCAAUCUUUGCUUGAAUCAACACUUAAAAAGAAUGCAGGGUCAAGAUUUUUGGUGGUGGAUUCGUUACUCAGUAGUUAUAAUAUUACUGGGUCCAACCCACGUGUGUUUGAUUUAUUGGUACAGUCUUAUUCUAAGUUGAGGAUGUUUGAGAUUUGUUUUGAUGUUUGUUGUUAUUUGGAGGAGCAUGGCUUUUCUUUAAGUCUCAUCAGUUUCAACAGUUUGUUGCAUGUUGUUCAAAAAUCUGAUAACUACCCUCUGGUUUGGAAGAUCUAUGAGCAUAUGAUCCGAGUGAGAAAAUACCCAAAUGAAGUGUCAGUUAGUGUGAUGAUUAGUGCAUUGUGCAAAGAAGGGGCAUUGCAAAAAUUUGUGGACAUGCUAGAUAGAAUCCAUGGGAAGAGAUGCUCCCCAAUAGUGAUUGUUAAUACCUGUAUGAUUUUUAGGAUGUUGGAGGAGGGAAGAGUUGAACAAGGAAUGUUGAUAUUGAAGAGAUUGUUGCAGAAGAAUAUGAUUCUUGAUACAAUCUCUUAUUCUUUGAUUGCUUAUGCUAAAGUUAAGUAUGGAACCUUAGACUCUGCAUGGGAGGUAUAUGAAGAAAUGCUGAAUAGAGGAUUUCGUCCAAAUGCUUUUGUAUAUACUUUGUUCAUAGGAUCUCAUUGUGUAGAGGGGAGGAUUGAAGAAGCAAAUGAAUUGAUGCAAGAUAUGGAAAAUGCAGGUCUGAUGCCGUAUGAUGAAACAUUUAAUCUUCUCAUUGCAGGAUGCUCCAAAGCAGGAAGAUUGGAAGAAGGCCUAAGAUUAUGUGAGAGGAUGAUGCAGAGGGGACUUGUUCCUAGUUGUUGGGCCUUCAAUCUGAUGGCUGGAAAGCUUUGUGAGUCUGGGGUUGUGAAGAGGGCUGAUGAGAUGUUAACUCUUUUGCUAGAUAAAGGAUUUGUACCUGAUGAGAUCACAUAUUCUAAUCUCAUUGCUAGUUAUGGAAAACUAGGUGAGUUUCAACAAGUUCUCAAACUGUAUUAUGAAAUGGAGUACAGGUCAUUGUCUCCUGGAUUAUUGGUUUUUGAAUCAUUAAUCAGAAGUCUAUGCCAAUGUCGGAAGUUAGAGAAAGCAGAGAAGUAUCUGAGAAUAAUGAAAGAUCGGUCCAUUGCUAUAAGCACCUGUGUUUAUGAAACAUUGAUCAGCGGCUACUUUGAGAAGGGAGAUGAAUUGAGGGCUUCACAACUUCACAAUGAAAUGGUUUCUAGAGGAUUGAAGCCUAGCUGCUCCUAUAUGGUUCAUCCAUAAAAAUGUUCUGAUUCACAGUUGACAAUGGUGCAACAUCUACAACACCUGAAAAGGAAAGAGCUAAUGUAAGUACAAGGGGCGUGGCAACUGUCAACCCAAAAAAUAUCCCACCCUGUCCCCAGUAUACUUGCAUUUACCAAGUUACUUUUGUAUUAUAUAGAAUUAUGAAUUUUCAUUAUAUGAAGUUCCUAUUUUCCUAUAAUCAACCAAACUUUUUUGAUCAGUCCCCUUCUAGAGUUAUUCUGUUAGCAGGUCAUGUCUUUACUGCUACAAUGUUCACCAGAGCAACACUCACUGUUGGCUCUACAUUCUAUUCCUUUCAUGUCUCUGCCAAGCUAUAUUGCUGGAGCUUCAUUGAUGUUUGCACAUUUACUUGCCAGUGAUAUGACUUGAAACUCUUUAUGGAGUAGUUGCGAGGCUAGAGGUGUGCUUGUUAGCAUUCCUACGAUUAUGGUACUGAAGAGAUGGUGUUCUACAAUAUACACAUCCUACAAUCGUUGCAGAGGAUGUUCUUGUUGACCACAUACUAAUUCUGAUUCUGGCUGUGAGGUUUUGGGGAUAUGUUUUUAGCACCAUCCUCUGGCUAGACCCAUAGCUUAAGGUAAGGGUUCUACACAUUUCUGUAGAUACUAGGACUAAAAUCAAGUUUUUAGUUUCCUGGUUGUCCUAAGCUGUAGCAUGAAUACUGGAUUACAUUUUAGUAUUAGUAUGCCCUUUUAUUUUUUAUCCAUAUCAAGUGGUUAUCAUUUUAAGUUAAUCCUAGCUAGUUGUGUUCUAUUCA
Messenger RNA from Vitis riparia (riverbank grape), 2516 nucleotides. Its product is annotated as pentatricopeptide repeat-containing protein At1g66345, mitochondrial. The record is from RefSeq and is a predicted model, not a curated record. Lineage: Eukaryota; Viridiplantae; Streptophyta; Magnoliopsida; Vitales; Vitaceae. Gene Ontology annotation, molecular function: protein binding. The transcript is spliced from 2 exons. Bases 86 to 1735 code for a protein of 549 amino acids.